Messenger RNA from Durusdinium trenchii, 2365 nucleotides. Lineage: Eukaryota; Dinophyceae; Suessiales; Symbiodiniaceae. The record is from the annotation of a GenBank genome assembly.
CUUUUGUUGUGGCCUCAGACAGAUCAUCUCGUACCGUCCCACGCGAACAGGAAUGGGUCUGGGAAUCUAGGUGUGCAGAGCGACUCCUGAUUGCGAAGCCUGACAAAUCAUUACUUAAAUGUCAUUUGUGCUCCAUGCAUGCUGGUACAUUGGCUAAUGGCGGUUCCCAAGCCACAGGUCCUGAGGUGCCCAAAGAUGGCCUGCAUGACAUGGACAUUGGGACUUGCACCUCGAUAUGUUGACUUCAGAAACAUGGCCUGAGCCCAGAAUUAUAUUGGUUUGGCAGUGUUUCUUGGGUUACGGUAUAUGUCAUCAGAGCGCCCUGAAGCAUGGGCUAAAGUCGUUGAAUGUGGAAAGGCAAUCACCGCGUGUGGAAAGAGUGUUCAGUGGAAACCUGCUUUGCAGCUUCUAUGCGAAGCUGGCGCUGCUGCGUUACAGCGGAAUAUAGUUCUUUUUUCUGCUGCCAUAUCCGCGUGCAGUCAGCAUGCACACUGGCAGGAUGGGUUGGUGUUGCUGUUAGACCUUCACACCAAGAAGCUUAGAUUGAACAACAUAGCUUCAAAUUCAAUGAUGAGCGGAUGCGGAAAGUCUGUGGAGUGGCCAAAGGCGUUUGCAUUGAUGCAGGGUUUCAAGCAAGGCGGUGCUCAAGCAGAUUUGGUGACCUUAGGAGCUGCGCUCAACUCUUUGGAACGAGCGGGGCGAUGGGCAAAGGCCUUGCAGCUGUUUCACGAUAUGCCGCCACAAUCUUUGCAGCCAAACGUUGUGAUUUUUGUUACUGCCCUGACCGCAUGUAGUAGCGCAGGGCAUUGGCAACGUGCGCUCGACAUUUUUGCCACAAUAGUGGCACAGAGGCUUGGAGCCAAUCUUGCAGCGCACAAUGCUGCAAUCACAGCAUGCGUAAGGGGUGAGCAGUGGCAACGGGCUUUGGUGGCAUUAGGGAAUGCAAUGAACUGCAACUUGAAGCUGAAUGCUAUAACCUGUAGCGCUGCCCUGAAAUCUUGCGAGAUCGGAUCAGCCUGGCAGUCGGCCCAGUUUUUGCUUGAGCGCAUGACUGAGGUCAAGACUGAGCCAAACUUGAUCAUGUGCAACGGUGCCAUCAGCGCACUGAGCAAAGGACAUCAGUGGCAACUUGCAUUGACAAUGAUGAAAGAGAUGGCAGCCAUGCCGUUGGAACGUGACAUAACGACCUUUACUUCAGCCGUGGGUGCAUGUGCGGAGGCAGAGUGGAAGAGAUCACUGUGCCUUGUUGAGGCAGCAGCUUUGCUGCACAUACGCUCGGAUGUUGUGAUUUACACAAUUGCGAUCAAGUCCUACAGUCUUGACAAAAACAAUAGACAGAACUGGCGCCUGGCUAUAGGAGUCUCUGAUCAGCUGGAGGAGGUCAGCAUAAAGAUUGACACUGCCUUUGCUGGAACUGUAAUUGGUGCAUGUGGGCAAGCUUCGAUGUGGAGGUUGGCAAUGCAAGCAAUGCAUGCAAUGCUCCAGGAACUGCCUGAACAGAAGUUCCGUUCAGGUCCGAGUUGCAGUGCCUUAUACACCAAUGUCAUUGCCAUGUGUGGACAGCAAGUACAAUGGCAAAGAGCACUUUUUUGGAUUCAACACAUGAGUGACCAGAACUUUGCUGCAAGCACUGUGCCAUACACAGCAGCUAUGGCUGCUUGUGCUGAUUCUGAUCAGUGGCAAGCUGCGCUGGUUUUAUUGUCGCAUUUGGAGGAAGAGAAGUGUCAGUUGGAUGCAGUGACUUACAGCCCCAUAAUUGCAUCUUGCCAUUGGCAGAUCUCGCUUGUUUUAGUGUCAGAGAUGGAGCAGAGGACUAUACAACGGAACCUGAUAACUCUAAAUUCUGCCAUUCACGCGUGUGGGAAGUCGAGCAGGUGGACAGAAGCCUUGCUGCUCUUUCAUGGCUUCGAAGGUCAAGGCAUUGAGCGAGACAUUGUCACCUUCAACUCUGCCAUGCUGGCGUGCUCUGCUGCAACACGCUGGGCGUCCGUUUUGAAUGUGUUGUCACAACUAAAUCACAGCCAAAUUAAAGGAAAUACUCUCACUUACACGAUUGCUGCAGGUUGUGGUUGGGCCGUCCCGUCGUCCCACAGAAUCUUGGCAGCUUUGGAGAGUGCCGGGAUUGAGAUUGUCAAAGAAGCCUUGGCUUGAGAUCAAGAGCAGCUGAAAGCUCUGAUCCUUCCAGUUGGCUGCUGCAUUCUUCAAACAUCUUCAAUCUGAGCCGGACAAAAAUUAAUGUGCUGCGUGGACAUGAAAGAAAUGAAGAUUGACUUGACAUCAGAACUUUCAGUGUUUGACGUAGACGUAGACAAUUUGUGGGCUUGCCCAGGUCUUCGGGAAGUAUGGCCCACUGGACAAGGUGCAC